AUGAGACCACCUAAGCCAGUUUGGAUGUCUCAAGAGGAUUAUGAUAGGCAAUAUGGAAAAGAAGAAGCUAAGGUAAAUGCAAAAGAAGAGCUAGCGAAUGAAGAACAUACGCCAGCACUUAAGGAACAAGAGAAUUCACCUAGUCAUACUGAUAGUUCCACUUCUUAUGGUGUAGGUAGAUAUGAACCCUCUUCUAAUAAUGCAGUAACCUCCAACAAUUCCAAAGAACAUUCCAAUGAAGAUUCGACAAAAUCAAGAAUACGAAAAAGAACACAUGAAAGAUAUGAUAAAGAAGAAAGAGCUCGUAAAAUAGAACGAGAGAGAAUAAGAGAAGAGCAGUUGAAAAAACAUGAGCUUGAAUUAGCGUCACAAAGAUCAAUUGAUGUGGAUCAAAUUGUUCGACAGCACUAUAACGAGAGAACUCAUAUUGCAGGUAAUUCAAGAAGAAACCUCUCACCCAUUAUUAAACUACGUAAUUUUAAUAAUGCUAUUAAGUAUAUGUUAAUUGAAAAAUUUACUAAGCCUGGUGCUGUAGUGUUAGAGUUAGCUUGUGGUAAGGGUGGUGAUUUGAGAAAAUAUGGCUCAGUUGGAAUAUCGCAAUUUAUUGGUAUAGAUAUUUCUAACGCAUCCAUCAAAGAGGCUCAUAAAAGAUAUAGCUCAAUGAAGAACUUAGGUUUUCAAGUUAUUUUGAUUACUGGUGAUUGUUUCGGUGAAUCUUUGGGGCCAACCGUUCAACCGUUUCCGCAAUGCAGAUUUCCUUGUGACGUUGUAUCAACUCAGUUUUGUUUGCAUUAUGCUUUUGAAACUGAGGCAAAAGCUAGACGGGCUCUAUCAAAUGUAUCAAAGUCAUUAAAAGUUGGCGGGUUUUUCUUUGGAACAAUUCCAGAUUCUGAAUUCAUUCGUUUCAAGUUAAAUAAGAUUCCAGAAACCGUCGAAAAGCCUAGUUGGGGGAAUAAUAUAUAUAAAGUUACAUUUGAUAAUAAUUCUUAUAUCAAAAAUGGUAAAGAAUUUAAAUCACCAUACGGUAAUAUGUACACAUAUUGGCUGGAAGAUGCCAUCGAUAGUGUACCUGAAUAUGUUGUUCCGUUUGAAACUUUAAGAAGUUUAUGUGAUGAAUAUGGGAUGGAAUUAGAACUACAACAGCCUUUUAACAAAUUUUUUGUACAAGAGAUCCCCCAAUGGAUGAACAAAUUUUCCCCCAGAGUAAAAGAAGGCUUGCAAAGAUCUGAUGGAAGAUACGGUGUUGAAGGCAGUGAAAAGGAAGCUGCAUCAUAUUUCUACACAAUAUUUGUAUUUCGAAAGGUUAGAGAGUACCUUGGAGAAUAG
Molecule: messenger RNA, 1326 nt
Organism: Henningerozyma blattae CBS 6284
Lineage: Eukaryota; Fungi; Ascomycota; Saccharomycetes; Saccharomycetales; Saccharomycetaceae
Gene: ABD1
Product: mRNA (guanine-N7)-methyltransferase
Exons: 1
Coding region: 1-1326 (441 amino acids)
Biological process (GO): 7-methylguanosine mRNA capping
Cellular component (GO): nucleus
Molecular function (GO): mRNA 5'-cap (guanine-N7-)-methyltransferase activity
Source: RefSeq, a predicted model, not a curated record